Molecule: messenger RNA, 258 nt
Organism: Staurois parvus
Lineage: Eukaryota; Metazoa; Chordata; Amphibia; Anura; Ranidae
Source: the annotation of a GenBank genome assembly
CAGGGGCGGACUGACCAUUUGGAAACUCGGGCACUGCCCGAGGGCCCGGGGUCGGUAGGGGGCCCCAUGAGAUGCCCCUGGUACCUUUUUCAUAGGCUUUUUUGAGUUUGGGCAAGGACACAGGGGCCCCAUGAUCCCCUAUUGCCCGGGGGCCCCAUGAGUUUUCAGUCCGCCCCGGAGAUGUUGGUGUUACAUAGUAGUAACAAUGAAAAAGAUAUAUCUUUUCAUUUCACUCUGUUUCUGCUAUCUUGCUGUCGC